GAGCUCAUGAAGAUAGGUUGUCAUUGGUCCAAUUUAAAAUGGCAGACUUUCAUAGAGGUCUUCUUAUGCAAUAAAUAACAAUAAAUUUGUUUGCUCCUUGCAACAGAAUAAUUUGUUGAAAACUAGUUGAAAUGGGCGAUUCCCUUCGACGAGAGGUCCUACGAAUAUUUAAGAUACUUCACAGAACAAGAUUAAGAACAUUUGAAGGCGAUGACCAUGCAUUGCAAGUUAUUAGAAGUAAGAUAAAUGAAGAAUACAGGAAAUAUAAAAAUGUUACUAACUCGGCAGCCAUUGAAGAGUUGAAUAGAUAUGCACUGGAAGUCGACCAUGAAAUACGAACAACUGUUAUCCAAGCGGUCGAAACAGCACCUGGGAGACUAGCAUUGCGAAUCACUCCAGAUGUCUUGAUAGACAACGUGCCGUACAAAGAUCAGGAAGAUAAUUCAGGCAAAGAAAAUAAAAGUCAACCGGAAUGCGAAAAAUCUACGACACCAAAGAGUACCAAAUGAUGAUGAAAGAUGACUGACUAGGGUUAAUCGAAAAAACGCUUUAUUAUUAUUAUUGAUUGUGAAUACUUGAUUAUUUAAAGGCCUUAUAAAUUUUUGUAAAUAUCAUUUUGUAUCAUAAGUGUAAAGGAUAGGAAGAAUACGUUGCAUACGAAUUAUAUAUACAGAUUUCGUUGUC
Ooceraea biroi (clonal raider ant) is the source of this 684-nucleotide messenger RNA. Its product is annotated as complex III assembly factor LYRM7. NCBI's taxonomy places the organism in Eukaryota, Metazoa, Arthropoda, Insecta, Hymenoptera, Formicidae. Gene Ontology annotation, molecular function: protein folding chaperone. The record is from RefSeq and is a predicted model, not a curated record. Gene Ontology annotation, cellular component: mitochondrial matrix. Gene Ontology annotation, biological process: mitochondrial respiratory chain complex III assembly.